Messenger RNA from Myotis davidii, 1092 nucleotides. RefSeq names its product bile salt sulfotransferase. NCBI's taxonomy places the organism in Eukaryota, Metazoa, Chordata, Mammalia, Chiroptera, Vespertilionidae. Bases 95 to 949 code for a protein of 284 amino acids. The transcript has 6 exons. Gene Ontology annotation, cellular component: cytoplasm. Gene Ontology annotation, biological process: sulfation. Gene Ontology annotation, molecular function: sulfotransferase activity. The record is from RefSeq and is a predicted model, not a curated record.
GAAGUGUUCCCUGGCUCAGAACAGGAAAGCAAAGCGGCCGUCUCUUUGCUGAUAUCAGAACACGCAGAUCAAGCUUAGAAGGCUGUUGUUUGGAAUGGCGACAGAUUACUUGUGGAUUGAAGGGAUCCCUUUCCACACAACUACUAUUAGAGACCUGAGGUCAUUGCAGAAUGAAUUCGUGGUGAGGGAUGAAGAUGUCAUCACACUGUCCUACCCAAAGUCAGGAACCAACUGGAUAAAGGAGAUCAUCAAUCUGAUCCACACCAGGGGAGACCCCAGCUGGGUGCGGUCUGUGGUCAGCUGGGAACGGUCCCCUUGGAUAGAGACCCCUGAGGGGCUUGAACUGAUCAAGAAGCAGAAAGACCCGCGCUCCUACGCCUCCCACCUCCCCAUGCAACUCUUCCCCAAGUCACUCUUCACGUCCAAGGCCAAGGUUAUUUACAUCAUGAGAAAUCCCAGAGAUGUGAUUAUUUCCGGUUAUCAUUUCCACAAGACAUUGAAAAUUACCAAAAAUCCAAAUUCAUUUGAAGAAUAUUUUGAAUGGUUCCUUCGAGGAAAUGUGCCAUAUGGCUCAUGGUUUGACCACAUUGGCGGCUGGCUGCAGAUGAGAGGAAAACAGAAUUUCCUAUUGAUCUCAUAUGAGGAGCUGCAUCAGGACCUCAGAGCCAGUGUAGAGAAGGUCAGCCAAUUCUUGGGCACGAAGCUAAGCUCAGAAGAACUGGACUCGGUCCUCAAGAAUGUAACCUUCCAGGCCAUGAAAGACAAUAAAAUGAGCAAUUUCUCUCUACUCUCCGAUAUCUAUAUGGAUCAGAGAAAAGCAUGUUUUCUGAGAAAAGGAAUCACUGGCGACUGGAAAAACCAGCUCACAGUGGCCCAGAGCGAAGCCUUCGAUAAAGUCUACCAGGAGAAGAUGGCCGGGCUCCCCCCAGGCCUCUUCCCGUGGGAAUGAUGGCCUCACGUGUCUGAAUCGGGUGCAAACGCUGAAUUUCCUGAGGUUCUUUGUGAACGGACUGCUCAUACAAUCUGUCAUACACUUAUGAACACCAACCAUGUUCCUUAUUAACCUUAAGCCAGUGGUUCUCAACCUUCUGG